This is a messenger RNA of Xenopus laevis (African clawed frog), 1946 nucleotides long. RefSeq names its product phospholipid scramblase family member 5-like (gene plscr5.L). The record is from RefSeq and is a predicted model, not a curated record. Bases 564 to 1358 code for a protein of 264 amino acids. The transcript has 7 exons. NCBI's taxonomy places the organism in Eukaryota, Metazoa, Chordata, Amphibia, Anura, Pipidae.
AAUUACAAUUAUAUAUCAUUUCUAACGUAAUCAAUAAAUGGAUCCUAGUUUCCAUUUAUUUUUUCAUUCGUUUUGUGCUUUAUUUUUCAGUAAACAAGUUCCCCACUCAGCACCGUCGAAUAGGAAGAAAAAGAAAGAAAGAAAUGUCUAUGUAACUCCUGCCCUUGGAAGCUGUUUCAUAAUUUAUGAGCGAAUAACAGGGUAGAGAAGAGCAUAAACAAAAUACUGUAGCAGAAUUGCACUGUUUGGGCACCUAUCCUGUGUCUUUGAAGGAAUUAGUUUUUAUUUUAUGUGCAAGAAGCAUGAUGUCUCUAACUGGGAACAUGAUUUUCUAUGAAUUUUCUUUCUAAUUGAUUAUAUUAUGCUGUUAUCUGUAGUCACAAUAUAGGCGAGUGUGCAACAUGAGACAAGAGUCAUUUCCAACCUGUUCCCGUGGAACCUAACACCAGGUAGUAAGCCUCUGAAGUUUCUUUGCCUGCUGAGCAUUGCCUUACAUACUGCAGAAAAAGAAAAGCCUUCGCUUUUAACCUGACUGGCUUUGAAGAAGUGGAUCAGGCAGUUUCAUGGCUUCUCAAGGUCAGACGGAUAAAGAUCUUCAGAGUUAUCUUCCUGGUACACCCCAUCAGUCCGAGAAAACAGAAUACUCUACAACAUGUAAAACAUCUCCUUCUGAAAGCCAAAUGACCAAGCCUCGCUUCUUGGUACCGCCUGGUCUUGAACAUUUAAGCAAGAUACAGCAACUUAUUAUUCAUCAGCAGACAGAGCUCUUGGGAGUUUUUCUUGGUACUGAGAAGAGCAAUAAGUAUGAAAUAAAGGACAACUUCGGACAAAGACUCUAUUUUGCCACGGAGGAAAAUGAAUACUUCAAUAAAAACUUCUGUGGGCCAGUUCGGCCAUUCACUAUGCGGAUUUCUAAUGGCAAAGGUCAGCAAGUGAUCACCAUCCUCCGGCCCUUGCGGUGCAUCCAUUGUUGUUUUCCCUUCUACUUGCAAGAGCUAGAAGUACAGACUCCUCCGGGUACAACCGCGGGCUUCAUUGUCCAGAAGUGGGAUCCACUGUUGCCAAAGUUCAUUAUUCAAAACGAGAGCAAAGAAGACGUAUUGAAAAUCAUUGGUCCUUACUUAACAUGCAGCUGUUUCGGGGAUGUCAUUUUUGAGGUCAAGACUCUAAAUGAAGAAUCCACCAUUGGAAAGAUUUGUAAAUACUGGUCUGGUUUUGUCAAUGAUGUUUUCACCAAUGCAGAUAACUUCGGGAUAGAGUUUCCAGUAGACCUUGAUGUAAAAAUGAAAGCAGCACUGAUCGGCACUUGUUUUCUUAUUGAUUUAAUGUACUUUGAACAAUCUUCAGAUGGAAUUUGAUGGUGACUGAACAAAAAGCAGGACUGAUCCAAGAAAGAAAUCUAUUGGUUUAGCUCCAUUUAAUUGUAUUUAAUUGGCUCCUAUUUUUCUCAUGCAAGACUGAGGCCCGAUGCACUUUAUUAUAGCAUUGCUAAGCACAUUUAUGGGCUAAUUGAUCAAAUAUCAAAUUAGGGAAUCCCUCUCAGCAGUUUUAUGUGUUCCCUAAUUAGCAAAAUAUCCCUGUUAGAAAAACUUUCCUGAAAAUGUAUAAAUAUAAGGCACCAUGGUCUUCCUGUUAAAAGGGCAGUGUUUUCACACAAUAAAGAUAAUAAUAUAUAGCAUAUAAUCCCACUUAGAUUUUUACAAUUAACAUUUUCAUUUUAUGCAAGAGAGUCUGUUUGCAUAAAACGGUGAAAGUCGAAAAUGUUAUGGUUUUGUUUUUUUCUUCUUUAGCUAUGGCUCCUCUUCUAUGGAAGUUCAUUACAUGCAUUUGCGGUAAAAACAAAGGAAUCUGUGAAACUUUCAAAGAGAGGAUGAGUGAAAUAAAUUCUGGUUAAAAAUAUGUUUAACUUAAAGGGAUUCUGUCAUGAUUUUUAUGGUGUUGUUUUU